UACGGAGGAUUUGGAGAAGUUUACUUGUGCUACCAUGCAACCCUCGGCCAGGUGGUGUUGAAGACAGUGUACACAGGCCCUGUUCGCAGCGAGUGAGUUCUCCGUGUAGCUUCUGGCUUGCUGGGUAUUCCCAUUUGUUUUGGUCACCAGCAGGCUCAGCCAGACGUUUUAACAAUUUUACACCUUUGAUUGGACAUAGAACAUCAGUUUACUUUCACUAGGACUGUUGAUUGUUUAAAAUAAUAACUGUGUAAGCCUAUUUGGUAUUAGAGAAAAGUGUGCCUAUGAUGUUCAGGAUGUGCGUUAUGAAGAAGCAUGCACUAAUUCCUUUUUCUGGGCACUUCCUAGUUCGUCAGAAAUGCGGAUGUAGGAUCAACAUCCGGUUCAGGGCGGAUGAGUCCAGCAACGGAUUAUGUGACAAUGGACCCAUGGGCACAGACAUACUCGUGCAUUGUGUUAAUGUUGAUGUUUUGAGUCACUUUUUCGUUUUUGCUUUUAUUUUACUUGGUUUAUGUUCAUUUAAUCAGUCGUUCUGUAUCUGUUUGUAGUUCUGCGUUAUUCCGUAUAUAUUUGCAGUUGUUUUGCUGUGUUUGGGGACUUUUCUGUCCUUUUACUUUGUAUUUCUCUGGAUUUGUUUUACAUCGGUUUUGGCAGUAAUACAUUAAUUGCUGUGGUACUAAAAACUGAUUCAUCUUGGCUGAAUGAUGGGAACUGAUAGCAGAAACACUAACUUCUAUAAGGAAAUUGAGAAAGAAUUUAAUGGGGAUCAUUCCCAUCAAGUCAGAUAUAUGGUCUACUUAAAAAAGUAUUAGCAUAUUGGGGAGAGUAAAAGGUCACUGCUGGAGGAGGGGAACAUCAUGGCAAGCUUGAACCACGAACGAGUUGUCAAAUUGCUGGGCGUAAUCAUGGAGGAUAGAGACUGUUCACUCGUCAUGGAGCUCAUACCCAGAGGCAACCUAUUAGUCAUGCUAGAGGCGGUGUGUGUGCCAGUGUCCAUUAAGGGCAGAAUCAUUGUAGAGAUUUUGGAAGGGAUGGUGUACCUCACAGAGCGACGCAUCAUACAUAAGGACAUCAAGCCUGAAAACAUCUUGGUGGACAAGGAUUUUCACAUCAAGAUUGCAGACCUGGGCCUGGCCACCUGCCAGACAUGGAGCAGACUGACAAAGCAGGAGUCUUGCAGGAAGAUAAGUAUGGGGCAAUCAGCUAAGCAGAGAGGUGCCGGCACACUGAGCUACAUGGCUCCUGAGCAUCUGGAGAGUAUACAUACACCCUCCACCGAGAAGUCAGAUGUCUACAGCUUUGCAAUUGUAGUCUGGGUCAUUCUCACUGGAAAAGAGCCUUAUGCAAAUGCCAGGAAUGACGACCACAUCAGCCAGUGCGUUCGUAAGGGUGACCGACCAGCAGAGGACCUCAUUCCAGAGGACACACCUGCAGAGAUAAUUCAUCUGAUGAAGAGGUGCUGGAAUCACAAUCCGCUGCAACGACCAACAUUUCAUGAGGCCUACAACAGUUUUCUUCCUUUCUACACAGAAAAGCUAGAACCAUGUGUAGAAGAAGAUUUAGUUCAUCUGAGGAAGUCAUAUGAAGGCCCAGAUGAACUUGUUGAGAAGAUGGAAUUAUUAUCAGUGACACAUGAAGAUUGUCCAGCUCCUUUGGUGAGUUCAGAUAGAAGUGUGCCAGUUGAAGCCAGUAUUGAGGACCUGCAUGGUAUCAAUAACGGGCCACUUAUGGGGUCUAUUCAGCCAGAUGCAAAGAAAUCUAACAGCCCUUCAGCUUUGGAUGAGAAACUGCAUCGGGAGCUUCAGUACCACAAAUAUGGUACCUAUAACUGUGAGCACCUUGACACCUCCAACAGCCCCGAUCAAAAGAACUCUAAUCCUUUCCUGCAAAACAACUUCAGCACUUCGGAUCACACUGUAAGGCAACCAGAACCAGGCAAGCCCACUUCUGUAUCCUCUGUCCAUUCCUGGACAAAGGCUGAGCCGGUGCAACCCGCCACCAACCAAGAGAUUUGGAAUGAACCUGCUGCUGAGCCCAUGAACUCUUACUUACCUACUUCAUUCCACAUGCCAGUGUCUACCAGCUUCCCAUCUCUGUCACAGUUAAACCAGCUACAUCCACAUUCCCACUAUGACCGGCAGGAGUCCUGGCCAGUGUCUGAUAUGUUUACUGCUGACAUCACUCUUGGGCGUUUAUUGACCCCUUCCAAAAGUGGCUCACUACAAGAUCAAGGAUCUUUCUACAUUCAGAAUGCCACUGGGAUCCAGAUUGGGAACAACAAUAUGAUGAGUAUCAGAGGUUAUGAGCUCUCCCCUAAUUUUGUAUCUGUACCUACUAAUUCUUUCAUCAAAGAAGGCCUUCAGAAAUAUGAGGACUAUCAUGUGACUGAGGAGCACCUGGAUCUAGUAAAGGACAACCUAGGGUCCAAGUGGAAGCAAUGUGCACGCCGCCUGAAUCUGAGCGACGUGGAAAUACAGACCAUAGAGCACGACAACUGUCGUGACGGCCUGUCAGAGAUGGUGCACCAGAUGCUGGAGCACUGGAAAAUGAAGGAGGGAAGUUUUGGCUGUACAGUUGGGAAGCUUUGUCGAGCUCUGGAUGGAUACAUAAAGGUAGAUGUCAUCCAGAGAAUACUGGACAGUUGCAAUUGUCCUUCCCCAAUCUCAUGAACUUUUUUUUUUUUACUUGACACAUUUGCAUCAUUCCCCCUAAAUAACUUUUUGCCUAUGAUGAACCACGUUUUCUGGAUUGGUUGCUAUAGUUAAAGGGUCCGUUCAAGCAAAAUUACACAAAAACACUUGGUUUUCUGUGUCCUGGUACAGUACAUUAUACCAGGAGUUUGAAAUAUUAUCUUGGUUUAUAGUAGAGGUGAAGGGGAUGGUGUUUGUCAAAUUAUUGGAAAAAAAGACUGCUCAAUUCAAAUAUAUUUUUCAGAAAUAUAUCAUGGUUGCAUGACAUGAUAACCACAGAGCUUGCUGUUGACAAUCAUGAAAUUUGUUCCAUAGGAAAAUGGUCCUUUGCAGCUAACUGGGCACUCUGGUAGUUACCUACUAUGAUAAAAUGAUUAUGUUGCCUUAGAUUAUCAUUGUACUAUAGAGGGAAUUCAUAUUGUGAGAGUUCGGGUUCUUCUGAUCAGGAAAUUUUAAAAUCAUUGUUCAUUUUGUAAUGUACUGGAAAGUAAUAAUGCCUUGAUUUUUUUUUUUUUGUAUGAAUGUUGUCCACUAUGUUUUUCAAAAAUUGCACCGCGUGCUGGAAUUAAAGAAAAGCUAUUGAGAUUGUACAUGGUUAUUAUAGCUUCAGAAAUUAGCUAUUUUUUAAGGUCAGUCAACUGGUGUGUGGUGAACAUUUAUGUUUGGCUGGAAUAAACAUGGCUCCAGUCGCAAAACAGGUAAGGUAAUAAGAUAAACGGUAUGUUUGACAUGAAAGGAUAUCACAUCGUCUUGAAGUCAGUGAGCUGCUGUCCUGUAGUGUGUCGGGCAUUUGUAUUGUGAAGUAUUUUUUCGCACCAAGGAUGAUUUUAUUCUGGAGAUGUGUUCGUGUUUUUUUCGUUUUCAUUAUAAAACUACAAAGGUUCUUGCAGUGUUGAUAAUGCUCACAGCAGUAUCAUAAAUAAAACUUCCCUCCACAAUUCCUUAAGCCAUACCAAACCUGUAUUUACAAAAAUAAAAUAAA
This is a messenger RNA of Monopterus albus (swamp eel), 3672 nucleotides long. RefSeq names its product receptor (TNFRSF)-interacting serine-threonine kinase 1, like (gene ripk1l). NCBI's taxonomy places the organism in Eukaryota, Metazoa, Chordata, Actinopteri, Synbranchiformes, Synbranchidae. The transcript is spliced from 10 exons. The coding region runs from base 858 to 2669 and encodes 603 amino acids. Gene Ontology annotation, biological process: signal transduction; protein phosphorylation. The record is from RefSeq and is a predicted model, not a curated record. Gene Ontology annotation, molecular function: ATP binding; protein binding; JUN kinase kinase kinase activity.